CUAUGACAUGACUCAUAGUCAUGAUAAUGGGGCACCUAUGGAAAACACAAAGAGGAGUGUUGGAGUUAUUCUACUUCAUGAGAGUUCUUUUGGAGUGAGUCAGGCCAAUUUUUUUUCUUUAACAGCUAUCACACAGUUCAUUUGGAUUCAUAUUAGCUAAUACCGAGUAGCCGUUAUGUACUCUGUAUAUUGUAAGGUAGGCUACUGGUAACUACUGGUUGAUGUCAAGAAAACUUUUGUCGAAAGCAAUCUGAGAAUACCCGCCUGUUUGGUAUGAAAAAACAUUUAAACCUCACUUGCGGGGAGAGUUUUGAGUUGUUUGUUAUAGAGCGGCUCAUCUUUGUUUGUCAUAUGAUCAAUUGGAAGUUUCUGUUCUUUUGCUAUUGUAUCUUUAUUAUUGUCAUUAGAUUCAUUACCAUUAUUAAUUAGUGUAAUUUUGUUAUCAGUACAUAGUCCAAGACUGGCAGUGUAAAUACGGAGUAUAUGUUUUUUUUAAUUCGAGCUCACUUUUUUCUUUUGUGGAAGUUGGAUAGAAUAUCACUUUUUCUGUUGUGAUAUCUUCAGUUUUGUUAUAUUUAACCUCCUUGGGUGCAAAGUUGGAUAUAAUACACAUAUACCAAGUAUGUUUAAAGCUUUAAAAGCUUUAAAUAUUUUUGCAUAAAUUUUAAAAGGUGGCUCUUGAACCUUUCUAUUAAUGGGUCAGGCAUUACUUGGUGAUUCCAAAAGAGCACAUUCCUACAGUCAAAGAUCUUACCAAAUGCCAAGAUGACUAUGCCUUGGUUAGCCACAUGCUAGAUGUCGGGAAGAGUCUAUUAGGCAGAGAUGCACCUUCCAACAAACAAUACAGGUUUGGGUUUCACCAGCCACCGUUGAACAGUGUUAACCACCUUCAUCUUCACUGCUUAGCACUUCCCUACACUCCAAGAUGGAGAUGCCUAAAAUACACAUCUCUGGGACCAUUUGGUGGAUUUAUUGAGGCUGAAAAACUGUUGCAGAGAUUAAAGCUGUAAAUACUCUCAUACAUGAUGAAAUGUAUCAAUUGAUAUAUUGUACUAGUAAGAAUUCAGUAAAUCAUACUUGAGUGCUAAUUGUGCUUUUGUGGCUAAGAAAAUUUGAUAAAAUAU
Molecule: messenger RNA, 1124 nt
Organism: Cuscuta campestris
Lineage: Eukaryota; Viridiplantae; Streptophyta; Magnoliopsida; Solanales; Convolvulaceae
Source: the annotation of a GenBank genome assembly